AUGUCGGACUUUCAAAACAUUAGAUCUCGUCGACGAAUUCCAGAACCGAACUCAUACUCGACCGUUGAUUUCGAACACGAUCCAGAUCAAAAGAAUCACAAACCAGCCCCUGGUGCCCCCGGAGGAAUCGCUUACAGCUCUUUUUCAACCGUUUUUAACGCAUCCGCUUCUCAACUUUGGAAUUCUGCGCAGGAGGCGCUUACAUCGUCCUACGACACUGCGGAAGGCGUAGAACCCUUCGACGCCAAUCGAUCGAAAGUUGCAGAAGCACUUGAAACAUUGAGUAUUUUUGGAAACCCUCUCGAUCACAUUAUUAUCACCAUGCCUUCUCGAGAUCGAACUUCAGAAUUCCAGGCAACAGCCAAGUCAGCGCAGAUGAAAGCAGCGGCCAACGGACAUCGACCUCAUCAGAAACAUGAGAUGCUCGCCGAAUCUGUGCAAUUCAACUCGCACGCCAAAAGAAUUGGCCGAGAAUUGAGUCUAACUUGUGCCAAAAUGGAGAAACUUGCUGAGCUCGCAAAAAAGAAGAGCAUGUACGAAGAGCGAUCGCAGAUCGAACACCUUUCAUCGAUUGUCAAAUCAGAUUUGACGGGUUUGAAUAAACAAAUCGCCCAACUUCAAGAAUUCUCUAAAAGGCGUGCUGGACAUUUAAAUGAUCAAAAUAAUGGACACAGUCAUUGGGUUGUUGUAGGCUUACAAUCGAAACUGGCCAAUGUAGGCAGAGAUUAUGAAAACGUUGUUGUAAUCAGUACUGAAACGAUGAAGGCUGAGAAGACUCGUCGUGAUAAGUUUUCAAGCGGUGCACCACUGCCAAUGGGCCUUCCAUCAUCGUCAUCAGGUGCAAACGUUCGCUCCAAGCUUCUUCAAGAUGAUGAGCAACAUGGCUCUUCAAGUAUUGCAUUGGAUAUGGGUGCAGUGGACAACUUUCAAACUCAAAGAACCAUGCAACACCGUGAUACCUCUCUGGAGUACGCGCAAGCUCGAAGCAAUACAAUGGCCACAAUCGAAGGAUCCAUUUCCGAACUGGGUCAAAUAUUCUCUCAGUUAGCAACAUUAGUUAGUGAACAAGGAGAAAUGAUCACGAGAAUUGAUUCGAAUGUCGAAGAUACUGCUCUCAAUAUCGACAUGGCUCAGUCAGAACUUGUUAGAUACCUCCAGAAUAUCAGUAAAAACCGCUGGCUAAUGAUUCAAAUAUUUGGAGUUCUUAUGGUUUUUUUCGUUAUGAGAAUCUCAGCCGGAUGGAUAUUUGGUGGCUCGUGCGUGGCGACGGCGGCCACCGUACUCAACGCAUUCGUCGUCAACAAACAGUUUUAUCCUGCAAUUGUAUAUCUUUCGAAGAGUAAUGCCAGUAUGGCAGUUCUCUAUGUACAAGGACUUGUCCUAGUCUAUUUAAUGUUCCAGCUUCUGAAGUCAAUUUUGUUUGGAGAUUUGAGAGCUGCGGAAGCAGAGCAUCUAUCGGAACGUACGUGGCAUGCAGUUCUAGAGACAUGCCUCGCAUUUACAGUUUUUCGUGAUGAUUUCUCAGCAAUAUUUGUCAUGCAAUUCAUCGGUCUACUAUUUAUCAAAUGUUUCCAUUGGCUGGCAGAUGAUAGAGUGGAUAUGAUGGAGAGAAGUCCAGUUAUCACACUCCGAUUCCAUCUUCGAAUGAUGACUGUAUUAGCUGCUCUCGGAUUUGCUGAUUCAUAUUUUGUGUCAAGUGCUUAUUUCACAACAAUUACCCGAGGCGCCAGUGCUCAGAUUGUGUUUGGAUUCGAAUACGCGAUUUUGCUAGCUCUUGUGCUUCAUGUAACUAUCAAGUACUUGUUGCAUAUGCAUGAUCUUCGUAAUACACAAUCAUGGGACAACAAAGCAGUUUACCUUCUUUAUGCAGAGCUUUUUAUCAAUCUGAUUCGUUGCUUGUUGUACGGAUUUUUCGCAGUCAUCAUGCUCCGAGUACACACAUUCCCAUUGUUCUCCGUUCGCCCAUUCUACCAAUCAGUUCGAGCUCUUCACAAAGCAUUCCUCGAUGUUAUUCUAUCAAGAAGAGCUAUCAACGCUAUGAACAGUCAGUUCCCUGUUGUAUCUUCCGAUGAGCUGGCAGCAAUGGAUGCUACCUGUAUCAUUUGCCGCGAAGAAAUGACUGUUGAAGCAGCUCCGAAACGUCUUCCAUGUUCUCACGUGUUCCAUGCCCACUGUCUUCGCAGCUGGUUCCAGAGACAACAGACAUGUCCCACUUGCCGCACAGACAUUUGGCAAGGAAGAAACGGUGCAGCUGGUGCUAAUGCUGCAGAUGCUGCGAGAAACGCCGAUAACAACGCUGCGGGAGCACAACCUGCCGCUGGACUUCCUCCAUUCCUUCCAUUCAUUGGACACCAGUUCGGAUUCCCUCAACAAGCGAUGGGUGUUCAAGCUGGUGGAGCACAAGCAGGAGGACAACCUGGACCUUUCCCACACCAAAUAUUCUAUGCACCGGCCCCAGCAAAUCGCCCAGAGUUUAUGAAUAUGAUGCCUCCUCCACCAAUGGCCAUGGGUGGUCCGCCUGGGAUGUUCCCAAUGAUGCCACCUCCACCUAUUCCUCAAGUGAAUGGAACAACAGGAAAUGCGGAGCCAAUCAUUCCUCCAGCUAAUCCAUCGUAUAACCUACUCACAAUGGAAGAACUUCAUCGAUUGGAGGGCAAUACCCGAGAUGCCAUCAUUGCACGACUUCAGGCUAUGGAUAAUAUCAUGGUCCUUCUUGAAUCUGCACAAAUGCAAAUGGUUCAGUUGGCUGCUGUUACACCACUGAGACGUAAUGUUGUCGUUGUUAACACGGAAGUAUCGGAAGAAGAAGCACCUGCAACUGAAACAGUGCCAACAGAUGAGCCUACUCAAGAAGCUGAAGCGACAUCGUCCACCACUCCUCCACAACCUCGUUCAAUUUUCCGUGAUAAUUCAUUUAACACCCCACAACCAUCAACGUCUUCCGCACCCCCCGUUCCUUCAUCUCCCUCUACAUCAACAGGACCAUCGACUUCUUCUCGAACUCCAGAAGCCGAAGAAGUUCGUCAACGUCGACUGGCUCGUCUACUCGGAGAAAAUCCCAACCAGCAGUCCUAA
Messenger RNA from Caenorhabditis remanei, 3075 nucleotides. RefSeq lists its product as uncharacterized. Bases 1 to 3075 code for a protein of 1024 amino acids. Gene Ontology annotation, cellular component: cytoplasm; membrane. NCBI's taxonomy places the organism in Eukaryota, Metazoa, Nematoda, Chromadorea, Rhabditida, Rhabditidae. The record is from RefSeq and is a predicted model, not a curated record. Gene Ontology annotation, biological process: intracellular protein transport; vesicle-mediated transport. Gene Ontology annotation, molecular function: SNAP receptor activity. The transcript has 10 exons.